This is a messenger RNA of Drosophila gunungcola (fruit fly), 610 nucleotides long. RefSeq names its product tissue factor pathway inhibitor. The coding region runs from base 65 to 445 and encodes 126 amino acids. NCBI's taxonomy places the organism in Eukaryota, Metazoa, Arthropoda, Insecta, Diptera, Drosophilidae. The transcript is spliced from 2 exons. Gene Ontology annotation, molecular function: serine-type endopeptidase inhibitor activity. The record is from RefSeq and is a predicted model, not a curated record.
UCGGCUCACAGUUCAGUUCACAGUCGUUGCUUUUAACGUUCAGUUAUCAAAUUCCACACAGAAAAUGCUACUACGGAUGACCCAGUUUCUCUGCCUCGGCGCACUUUUAUUGCUAAGUCUUUUGCAAUUAACGCAGGCAGUCCCCAACAAUAACAACAAUAAUAAUAAUAUUAAACCGAAAGCUGUGGCUCAGGUGCAGCCAGGAAUUCCAGCAGUAAAUAAGCCUUCAGUUACGACAACCACAAUUAAACCACAGAGAUUAGUACCAGAUCCCAAAUGCCUGCAGCCCUUGGAAGUGGGUCCUUGUCGCAUGAAUCUGGAGAGGUUCUACUACAACAAGGAUAAAAAGGUCUGCGAGACCUUCAAAUACGGUGGCUGUCGAGGCAAUGACAAUCGCUGGGGAUUUCGGCAGACAUGCGAGGAGGCCUGUCUCCCAAAAAAGUGAUCAAUUGAUGGAAGCCGCAAUAUAGGAGAUUAUUUUGGUUAUUUAAUGAUUAUUUUUGUUUCAUUUUGUAUUCAUUGUUUUAGGGAAACGCAUUUAUAAACAAGUUUCCCUUAAUUAAAAAUAUAAGUUCUUGAAAUUUUCAUUGUUAAACAAGUAUGUUCUUAA